AUGGAAUCUAUAUUUUCUUCUCUCUUGGCAUCUUCUUUAUUAGUAGGAUUGCCAAGCAUCAUUAUAUUAUCUCUCAUUGAAGCGCUAAAGGUUGGUCCAAAGACACUAGAGGAGCUAGCAAACGUAACCAAAACCAACCAAAGACAUUUAAAUUCGCUACUGAACAAACUUUCAAACGACGGAUACUUUUUCUACAAUGAAGAGGAUCAGAAAUAUGAAAUCAACGCGAAUCUACCAAACAUACAAGAUUCAAUCUUUUACAACGAAAACAAAGAUUGUAUCUAUGGGUUGUUUCAACAUCCAUCACUUUCCAAGGCUUGGGGUUCAACACAAGACUUUUUAGACACACGUCAUCCUUCGUUGAACCAAAGCAAUUUUAUCAAUUUUAUCGAUGAAAAAGAUAGCUUCCUAAAGAAGAUAUUUGACAGUGCAAUGACUCAAAAGUCAGAGCUGCUCAAAGUACACUCAAAGAUCACCGGUUGUUUCAAUUUCUCGAAAUUCAAACAGAUCGUUGAACUCAAUGGUGGUUUCGGAUACUUGGGAUUUCAGAUUUUGAAAGAUCAUCCCAAUACCAGCGUCGUGAUAUUAGAGAUGGAGGAGACAAUCAAACACGGAUUGGAAAUUGCUACGAAUGACCCACAAAAGAAAGAACUUAUCGAUUGUAAUCAAAUUGUUUUCAAAUUGGGUGAUAUGUUCCAACCGAGAACGAUUCCGGAAGCCGAUGCCUAUCUACUUACAGAGGUGCUCAGUGUCUGGAGCAGACAUGACUGUAUGAAAAUUCUGCAAUCCAUAUCGAAUGUAAUGAGAAAAGAGAAAACACUUACAGGGAAAUCACCGUCGCUGAUUGUGAUUGAAUCGAUUUUGGACGACCAAAUUAGUAAGAAUCGCAACGACGAAAGUUUGGACCAACUCCAAGAAGAAGAGUCAACUUCACACUCCAUACCAAAGAUGGUUAUGGGUUCCAUAAUCUCAGUGGAAAAACGAUCACGAUUGGAAUGGGAUUUCUUAUUUAGAGACAGCGGUCUUUAUGUGAAUAACAUUAAAAAGAUGAACCAAACACCGUUCCUAACUCUCAUAGAGUUGACAGUAGUAAAUAAAUAA
This is a messenger RNA of Heterostelium album PN500, 1101 nucleotides long. RefSeq names its product O-methyltransferase family 2 protein (gene omt10). The record is from RefSeq and is a predicted model, not a curated record. Gene Ontology annotation, molecular function: O-methyltransferase activity. The transcript has 3 exons. Lineage: Eukaryota; Evosea; Eumycetozoa; Acytosteliales; Acytosteliaceae. Bases 1 to 1101 code for a protein of 366 amino acids.